AUGAAAGCAUUGAGGGGGAAAGACAGAGAAAACAAAGAUGGAGAGAAGCUGAGAGAGUCACAGAGCAGCUUGAGACAUGGGGAGGGAGGGAGAAGAGUAGGAAGGAAGGCGACAGACACAACUCAGGAGCAGGAGAGGAAGCUAAGUUACAGAGACAACAUGCAGAGAGAGCAGAGGAGACCCUCCAGGCAAGGGCAGACUCCUUUUCCGGGGCAGGCUGGCGCCCUGCUGCCUGCUGAGUCAGGCUGGAGAAUCUGGUCACGGUUCUGCACCCCAAACUCACUCCCUAGGUGUGUUUGUUUACGAGUUCCUCCCUGUCUUGCUCAAAUGCUCCAACUCUACAAAUCCCGGGAUCUCAGGGUGCAGAUCACCUCUCCCAGAUUCCUGAGCCUGGGUCUGGCCAUGGGCACCUCCAGCAUCUUCCUCUGUAUCCUGUUCCUCUGUGGAACACUGGGUCUCACCAUGUCCCCUGCCCGGGGAAGGCUCCGCUGUUACACCUGUGGCUUCGCCAAACCCUGCUACCCUGUUCCCACCGAGUGUCAGGACGAUGAAGCUUGCAGUAUCAGUAUUGGCACCUCAGACCAGAGUGAGAUCAUCCAGCGGAAAGGCUGCCUCCCAAGGGCCCAGUGCCCUCUGCUGGGCCAUGCCACCUACUGGCUGCGCUCCUACACCCUGAGGCACCACUGCUGCGAGCAGGACCUAUGCAACAGGGUGGCUUCCCCACGGCAGCUCCCCAGCCUCCUCACCUCCCUGCCCCUCCUCGUGGCCAGCUUCGCAGGGAGAGGACACCUCCUCUACUAGCCUCGAUCGAUCUGCAGCUCCCAACCGGGGAUUCCUUGGCCCUGGAAACACCUGCACAGACACUUUGAGACAUGCCCAAGAACUUAAUUUUGUACUAAGACAUCAGAUCUCUCAGCCCAGCACCCUCACAGACCCCUCACAGGGCCUGGGGAGGGACCUGGCCAGCCUCAUAAAGAACAACUAUUCUGUGUCUUUUAUCUUUGCUAGAUGCCCAUUGCUGAUGCCCCAUCAGCCCAGAUCACUGGCAAGGCAGGCAUGUUGAUGACAUCAUGGGUCUCGGGCAAGGGCAUCAAAGGGGCAUCAGAUAUGGUGAGUGGGAGAGUCUUGCUAGGAAAGACUAAUGUGGUAGGUCGGGAACUCAGGACAGAGGGCUUGGGGAUCUAUGAAGAGUACCUUUAAUAAAAUGUCUAUCUAGGA
This is a messenger RNA of Callithrix jacchus (white-tufted-ear marmoset), 1218 nucleotides long. RefSeq names its product lymphocyte antigen 6G6e-like. Gene Ontology annotation, molecular function: acetylcholine receptor binding; acetylcholine receptor activator activity; transmembrane receptor protein serine/threonine kinase activity. NCBI's taxonomy places the organism in Eukaryota, Metazoa, Chordata, Mammalia, Primates, Cebidae. The record is from RefSeq and is a predicted model, not a curated record. Gene Ontology annotation, cellular component: plasma membrane. Gene Ontology annotation, biological process: desensitization of G protein-coupled receptor signaling pathway; acetylcholine receptor signaling pathway.